UGACGAAAUUUCCCGGAUGACACCCCGCCAUAUUUGUUUAUGAACCACUUAGCUUCCUGGACAAGACGGCUGAAAUAGUAUCCAUGGUGGGUUUUUAUUAACAUAGAUCGUCAAGAAAGCCUCCAAAAUGGCAAGUGAUUUUGAUCCAGAGGACAAAUACAGUUGGUAUUUUGGGACCCUUUCCCGGGAGGAGACCAAUGAGAUUUUAAAUCCGACAGAUCCCGGGGUAUUUUUGGUCCGUGAUAGUCAGUCUAUAAAAGGAGACUUUGUUCUCUGUGUCAAAGAGGAAAACAAAAUCAGUCACUACAUCAUAAACAGAAUCCAUGUGGGGACGGGGACGAGAUUCCGGAUCGGAGAUCAGGAGUUCUCAGACAUUGCUAGUCUCCUUAGCUUUUACAAAACACAUUACUUAGAUACCACAUCACUAAUUAAGCCUGCACCCAGGGACAAGGUUGUUGCCAAAUUUGAUUUUCCAGGAAGGGACCCUGAGGAUCUGCCGUUCAGGAAGAGUGAGGUGUUAGAUGUCAUCUCUAAGGAUGAAAAAGACUGGUGGACCUGUAGAAACAGCAGAGGAAAUGUGGGUCAGGUUCCCGUCCCCUACGUCUCAAAGUUUGACCCAAACAGUCCCCCAGUGGUUACGACCCCUGCUGCACCCGCUCAGUCACCCCCAUCACCCACGCCAACCCAGCCAAUCAAAGAGAUUCAGCUUCCAGCAAAAGCUGUGGUCAUCCACCAAAGGAUACCGAGUGCCUACGAUCGCACUCAGCUUAAACUAGAGAAAGGUGAAACUAUUAUUGUGACAAAAAUGAAUUCAAAUGGACUCUGGGAAGGCGAAGUGAAUGGAAAAAAAGGAAUGUUUCCGUUUACCCAUGUGAAAUUUUUAGAUGACAUUUCUGAGGAUGGGACAUAACAGGAUGCUCGUUAAUGUUAACAAAUUACUGUCUAUUAAUAGUGCUGAUGUAACAAUAAGGAGUCUGGGAAUCGUCUUCCCUGGUGGUGCUGCAUUACUAAUCUGAUACCAAAAACCAGAAACUGAGAGUCAGUAGGCUUGUCAAAUUGUUUUCUGUCAAUAAGCUUGUCCAGAGAGUGUAUAAAAUGAUUGUAACCCACAUCUCUGUGUCAAAAGUAGGGAUCAAAUCUUUAUUAUGCUUCAUGAAAUCAUUAGAUUUACACAAGUAUUAAAAAAAUUGGCUAAAAAUUGAAAUUUAUGAAGUUUUUUAAGAAUUCAUUCAGAGGUACAUGUAUAUCAAUAUGUUGUGACAUUAAGAAUGGGUCACAAAAUAAGUGUUAUAAAUAUGGCUAAACAAUCUAUUUAAUGAUAUGGCAUGUACAUGUAUGUAUUUGUAUUUGUUAAAUCAUAUCAGUAUUACAAUGUUAACCAGUAGGUUAGAUAAUAUGUACAUGUAUGUGUAGGAUGUAUGUGUUAAUUUACUAGCCAAAAAUAUACAUUAAGUGAACAGUCAACAUGCAUUCUUUGUAAAUUAUCGCCCUCUUCCGACUCUACAACGAAGGAAUACAGUUCAUAUCUUGAAUUCAUUCAGAUUUGUGUUGAAAAUUUGAAGAAAUGCUACAAGCUUUACUCAUCUGCAGUCUGCCAACAGGCCUAUGAAGGUUAAACUCCUUGUGGGAAUAUAUUCAAAAGUUGCUGAAAUGUUUGCUUUCAGUUGUGACUUCAUAUGUGUAUACUAAGUUUUAGUGCAUGCAUUAAAUGUUGUAAAAAAAGGCCACCUUUUCAGGAAAUUACACAAAACUUCUUUUUGAUACUUGGUUUGAAAUGUAACAUUUUGAUAUAAUUUCUUUACCUUAUUGUUGAAUUACUAUCAAAGCUGGUCCUUUUUUUAUCAAUUUGAUAUGCCUACAGUUAUUUUUGGUGUGAAACAGCUUCAGAGAUUAAAUGAGGCUCCUGAAAAUAUGAUAAAUGAGAGUCUAAAAUAAUAGUAAAUUAACAGUUGGGCUUUUUUCCCUUACUUAGGUGUAAUAUGUUAUACAUCAUAUUAUUUAAAGUGAUUCAUAUAGAUGAAAUAAGUGUUCUGAUGUCUAGCUGUACACUUCUAAAAGUUGUGUAGUGCGAUGUCUAGUGAUGUAUGUGAUAAGGCCAAAUAAAAAAAUAUGUGUGGUUCCGGUUACCCGACCGUCCCUAUUUUAUACCCCUGACCCUAAACUUUUUUUGGCAAUUUUCAUAUUUUUUCCGGAAUUUUCCCCAAUUUCCAUCAAUGGCUCUGGUUUAAGUUUUAGUUUCAGCUAUGACGGCCCCCUUGCACAACAUAGUGCAAGUGUUUUAGUGUUAAAUCCGAAGCAAGCUAGCAUGUAGGUGUCCCCUACCAAUAUUGACUAGUAUAUUAUCACACCACAUCUAAAUGUCAUUUGCAAAGUAUUUAGAAAAAUUAAGAAAAUCAUUUUUUUAAAAAAAAAAAAAAUCCCUACCUACCUACCCUAAUUUUUUUGGAGGUGUAACCGGAACCACACAUAUUUUUUUGUUUGGCCUAAUUAGAGUACUUGGUACAUAUGUAGGAAGAUUGAAUGUCUAUCAUCCAUGUAUUAAGUUAUACAAUUUAUUUCUGUGGCUGUUAAUGCAUUAACAUUUUACAUGCAUUUGGACCAAUUCUUCAGAGGUCAUAAUUUUUCAUAUAUUUGUAUAAUAUUUUCACAUGUCUGUAAAAAAUCGCCAGAGACUUCCUACAAGUGCUAAAAGAAAUGAUGUAUUGAUUACAUGCAUUUUCAUUAGAACUAAUGUUACCUCAAAUUAUGCUUAUAAACUCAAGUUCAUUCAGGAUAAAAUAACCAGAGUUAAGGAAAACAGAUAUAGAUGAUGUAGAUCAGUAAUUCAUUGCUAUGAAGUGGACUUGAAAUUACGGUCAAAAGAGAUUUAUAACGACACUGAGAAAUUGAUCAUUUUAAAAAAUAAUAAAUUUUGGGUUUUUUUUUUUAAAUGAUAAAGUGUAACUAAUUGAUGAUAAACCAUAAAUGGCUGUUUUUUUUAUCAUGGUAUUAUGUGGAACAUGUGAAAAUUAAGCAUUAAAUUCAAUGUUGAAAGUUCCAGUUUUAUUAAAACUUUGUAUAAAUCUUAGAGUUUUCAAUAUGAGUUGUACUGCAUGCUUUAAUGAAAUUUUAUCAAAUAGAGAGUAACUAUGUAAGAUAAAACAAGCAAACAUUGUUCAUUACGGUGUAUCAGAAAUCAACUACAUGUACUAGUAUUAGAUUACAGUAUUCCUAGGUAAUGCUGUGGUUUAAACCUGUAUAAGAAAACAAUUUUUGCAUGGUUCAAUUCUCAGACUUAAUUAAUUUCUGAGGUCUGAUAAAUCUGUUUUUAUUCAGAGAAUGCUGUAACACAAUUGCUGAAAAACUACUUCUUGAAUAAAACUUCAUAUGCAUACCA
Saccostrea echinata is the source of this 3376-nucleotide messenger RNA. Its product is annotated as adapter molecule Crk-like. Lineage: Eukaryota; Metazoa; Mollusca; Bivalvia; Ostreida; Ostreidae. The coding region runs from base 128 to 910 and encodes 260 amino acids. Gene Ontology annotation, molecular function: protein binding. The transcript is spliced from 8 exons. The record is from RefSeq and is a predicted model, not a curated record.